AUGGCUGAAACUUCUUUCCAGUAUCAAGAUUCCUUACCACACUUGCCUGUACCGAAAUUACAAGACACGUUACAGAGGUACUUGAGAUCAGUACAAGCCAUCGUUAGUGAUGAUCAGUAUAGCAAAACCAAAGAAAUCGUUGAAGAAUUUGGAAAAUCAGGCGGGUUAGGUGAAAAAUUGACCCAAAAAUUGAAAGAAAGAGCAAAGACUCACGAUAAUUGGGUAGAUGAUUUUUGGAUACGAUAUGCAUAUUUGUCCGUUAGAGAACCUCUAAUGAUAAAAUGUUCGCCAGUGCUUUCCAUAAUUUAUCGACCAGUUCAGACUGUAGAUGAGCAAUUAAGGCUUGCAGCCAAAGUUCUUUUUGGAAUACUGCAACAUAACCACGCAAUUCAAUCGGAAACAUUACCAGUUGAUAAAGUUGCCGGCCGUGCUAUAUGUAUGAGCCAAUAUAAGAAAAUUUUUAAUGGCUAUCGUAUUCCGGGAGAGAAAUUGGACUCCGCUGCAACGUUUACCGCCGAAAAUCCACAACCAUCAAAUUUGAUUGUUGCUUACAAGGAUCAGUUUUUCAGCGUUGACGUUAUUAAAGACGGCAAGUUUCUUACGGUAGCAGAUAUUUAUGGGAUAUUUAAAGAAAUUACCGAGAAACACCAAGAUAGAGGAAAAGGUGUAGGCGUUUUUACUGCUAUCAAUCGUGAUUCGUGUUUCGAAGCUUAUACUGAAUUAAUGAAAGAUAAGACGAAUGCCAAUAAUCUGGAGAAGAUUAUCAAAAGCCUUUUUGUUCUAGCUAUCGAAUCUCAUGAAUUGGGCGCAGAAACAGAUGACGGAAAUCAAAUCAAAGCUAAGAAGCCGAUAUCAACAAUUUGUAAACAGUUACUUACGGGCUGUGGCAUAGAAGGCGACGCUUGUAACAGGUGGUACGAUAAAAGGCUACAGAUCACAGUUGGAAUUGAUGGAUCUGUUACACUUAUCGGAGAACAUUCCGCAAUUGAUGGUACUGCAGUUCUUGAGUUGUGCAAACAAAUCAUACAGACGUCAGGUUGUCCCGAUAAUGAUUUAAAACCGACAGAGCUACCAUCUAUACAAAAGUUAGAAUGGAAUCUCAACGAGAAUCUAGAAAAUCGAAUCCGGAAAGGAAAAGUAGAAGCUGCUUCCACUAUCAAUGAUAUCAGCGUCGAGAUUUUAAAAUGGGAAGAAUAUGGCAAAGAAUUUAUUAAAUCGCAGAAAAUGAGCCCUGACAGUUUUAUGCAAAUAUUAUUUCAAGUUGCAUACUACAAAGUUCACAAAGAAAUAGCAUCGCAGUACGAAAGCGGAGCAACCAAAUUAUUUCUACUUGGAAGAACAGAAGUUAUUCGGUCAACGUCUGUAGAAUCUGUGGAAUUUAUUAACGCAUUUCUAUCAGAUUCUGUCUCGAAUGAUCAGAAGAAAGCGCUUUUUAGGAAGGCGGUAGAAGUGCACAAAAAAUAUGCCUUACAGGCUAGUAUGGGUCAAGGCUGGGAUCGCCACCUGUUUGGAAUGAAGAUUUGGGCGUUAGAAAAUGGAAUGGAGACACCAGCAAUAUUUAGUGACCCCACUUACAAUACUCUAAGCCAAUUUAAGCUUUCAACUAGUCAAGUAACGCUUCCAACAGAUACUUCAGUGGCAUGUUUUGCACCAGUCGUUGAGGAUGGUUAUGGUAUAUCUUACAAUAUUAGUUCCAAUUUUUUCAUUGUCUCAGUUACAUCUUUUAACUCUUGUUCAAAAACAAGCGCUACCGAAUUCUAUAAUGCGCUAAUACAAACUCUGAAUGGCAUUAAGCUACUAUUGGAAAGUUAA
Messenger RNA from Trichoplax adhaerens, 1812 nucleotides. RefSeq lists its product as uncharacterized. Lineage: Eukaryota; Metazoa; Placozoa; Uniplacotomia; Trichoplacea; Trichoplacidae. The coding region runs from base 1 to 1812 and encodes 603 amino acids. The transcript is spliced from 13 exons. Gene Ontology annotation, molecular function: acyltransferase activity. The record is from RefSeq and is a predicted model, not a curated record.